AUGCAUUCCAUCAGUAUGCAGCGCAGCCUCGCGAGGACGGCCAUGCGCCGGCGGUGUCGGAUGAGUGGUGAUGGCCUCAGAUGGACCGAAGGCGCAUGCAGACGCCAUGCCUCCUCACAACCACCACCGCCCCGUCAGAAAGCGGCAGCAAAACCGCUCCCCUUCAAGCCCACCAAGCCCGCGCCUGCCGUGCCCCAGCAGCAACCCCAAGCCAAAGCCGGCACAUCAGGGGCCAACAGCAGCAACAAGAGCAAAAAGCAGCCCGUCGCCGAGCUCGUGCGCGGCUCCCGCUGGAUCGGCCUGCUCGGCUUCGGCGGCGCGACCCUCUGCCUGGGCGCCUUCAGCGCGAGCCUGGCCAUGCACUGGCGGGAGGAGCCCGCCCCGUGCCACCCGCUGGGCUGCGAGCCCGAGGCGCCGACGGGACGGCCGGCGAUCGAGAGCCCCUACGAGUUCGACCUGCACCUCGACAAGUCGGAGUGGCGGCUCGGCGUCACGAAGCUGCGGCGGCGUGUCGCGAGCGAGGCGAGGGGUCACGUGCUCGAGGUCGCCGUCGGCACGGGGCGCAAUCUGGAAUUCUACGACUGGGGAGUCGUAACGGAGUCUUUGAUGUCCGCCGAGGAGCGGGAGGAGAGGAAGAAGAAGAGAACGAGCUUGCUGACGACGAAGAAGGGUCUCGAAGAGGAGAGGCAGAACGCCGUGCUCAGCUACACGGGCCUCGACAUCUCGCCGUCUAUGCUGGAUAUUGCGCUCACGCGGAUGCGCCAGGUGGUGCCGCACCUCGCGGACCGCAUCCCCAAGAAGCCGUCUUUCGCCGCACUCGCGUCCUCCCCUGAAGCAGCAGCAACAUCAUCAGACAAAAACCCCGUAUUCUCCCUCGUCGACAACAAGAUCCGCAUCCUCCAAUCCGACGCGCAGACCGCCCUACCCGCUCCCCCAUCCCCCACUACAACCACCACAACCGCCACCACCACCCCCAAAAAAUACGACACAAUCCUCCAAACCUUCGGCCUCUGCAGCGUCCACGACCCAGUGACCCUACUAACGCACAUGGCGUCAUCCCUCCAGCCCACCACAGGCCGCAUAAUCCUGCUCGAGCACGGCCGCAGCGACUGGGAGUUCCUCCUGCCGCUCGUCAACGGGCUGCUGGACCGCAGCGCGCGGGGGCACUUCGCGCGCUUCGGGUGCUGGUGGAACCGCGACAUCGAGGCCAUCGUGCGCGAGGCCGCGGCGCGACACCCCGGGCUCGAGGUCAUGCGCGUCGAGCGGCCCGGGUGGGCGACGGCCGGCACGCAUGUGCUGGUCGAGAUGCGGGUAAGGGAGUUGAGCGCGGCUGAGAGGGCCAAGGUCGCGGCGGAGGCGGAGACGGGGGCGCAGGGCAAGGCGGAUGGAGGAAGGGGGUGGUGGGCUUCGAUCUGGUCGCCGUCGGCCGAGACGGGGACGGGGACGAAACUGGAUGAGCCUAAGAAGGACUGA
Messenger RNA from Anthostomella pinea, 1473 nucleotides. NCBI's taxonomy places the organism in Eukaryota, Fungi, Ascomycota, Sordariomycetes, Xylariales, Xylariaceae. The record is from the annotation of a GenBank genome assembly.